Strongylus vulgaris is the source of this 684-nucleotide messenger RNA. The record is from the annotation of a GenBank genome assembly. Lineage: Eukaryota; Metazoa; Nematoda; Chromadorea; Rhabditida; Strongylidae.
UAUGUCAGCUACAGUGAAGGAAGUGUUCGAGGAGAUUGCUCCAAUGGCAAGCUUUGCCCAUGGCAAGGUGACCGUUGUAGGAGUUGGUCAAGUGGGUAUGGCAUGCGCAUACAGUAUUCUGCAGCAGAACAUCGCCAAUGAAAUCAGUCUUGUGGAUGUUUUGAUGUUCUUACCUACGUCACAUGGAAAAUCUCUGGACUGCCUAAAGAAAGAGUUUUCGGAUCUGGAACAAACCUUGGCUCCGCUAGAGAAGAACUUAAAUCUACUUGCAGUUGCUGUUUGGUCUGGGGUGAAUGUUGCUGGAGUGAACUUAUCGAAUGUGAAACCAAAUAUCGGUGCGGAAGGUGACGACGAGCAUUGGGAGGAGGAUAUUCAUAAAAAAGUCGUAGAUAGUGCGUACGAGAUCAUCAAGCUGAAGGGUUAUACUUCUUGGGCCAUCGGUCUUUCUGUUGCUAAAAUUGUCCAGUCUAUCAUGACCAAUUCCCGCAAUGUUUUUGCGCUUUCCACAAACGUCAAGGGCUUCCAUGGAAUUAAGGACGACGUCUAUCUUUCCCUACCAGUUGUGCUUGGAUCAAACGGCGUUACCCAUGUUGUGAAACAAAAUUUGAGUGCAUCCGAAGUAAAGCAGUUCCAUAAAAGUGCAGAAUCGUUGCUGAAAGUGCAGAACGAUCUCGUGAUAUGAAG